GCUUAUGUUUCGAACAAUUGUCCCUUAUCCUUUUAUAAAAUGUCUCUUAAAUUAGCCCGUCUUCCAAGACGACCUUUUAUAAGUCUGCGAAAUUCCACAUCAAAACGUUUCGAAACAACAGUAACGCACCAACCAGAUGCCACUUCAGAUUCACGAUGGCUGGGUACGAUCAAAGCUAGGAUUGGAAAAUGUAUAAUGUUUGGAAUGAGCCGGGAACAAGCACGAGAUGCAGGGAAAAUACUCGAGGUACUGGGGCGAGAUUGGAGGGAAUUGUUAGCUGGAAGACAUGGAUAUCUGGUGGAUAAAAAGAGAGCUGGUCUAAGUCGACAUAAGGUUGUCUGGGGGGAGAUGGACUGUAUGAAACAUGUUAAUAAUGUCAUGUACGUACGAUAUGCAGAGAGUGCAAGAGUAAACUGGGCUCAAAAUUAUGCUGUUCAUAUCGAUCCCCAGAACCAAGAAAAAUGGAGGCGAAUGUGUACGCCAGAGGGCUAUGGAAUGAUAAUGAAAAGCAUGAAGACGACCUAUCUUUUUCCUAUGACAUGGCCAGAUCACAUUUCCGUCUAUCACAAACUCGCUCAUAAACCCCAAAGUAAAGAUGAAUUCUCUUUCAAAUUGGAUGUGUUAAUCGUAUCGGAAUUACAUCAGCGAGCAGCUGCAAGAUGCGAGGAAGAUAUUGUAACAUAUGAUUAUAUAAAAGGGAAGAGAGAGGGCUUACAACCAUGGCUUUUGGAUGCGUUUGCGAAGACUUGGGAAGAGCAAAAUGCGGCGAUGAAUAAUGCACUGAGAAAGAUCAAGGAUAUAGAAGAGAAGGUUAGGAAGCUAGAGGUUGAUACCUGGGACAGGGCAGAUGCGGUAGAGGAUAUGGGAACACCGAAGAAGACUUGAGAGGCGAGAUCAAGGCACGGAAAGUGAUUGGUGUCGAUAAUUCAGCACAUCUAUAAGAGCGAAAGCCAGCUCUAGCUACGAGGCGUGACGAGAUGUCGACCAGAAUUAACAUAGCUGGCUCACCAGGUGCUGACUCGGCAGCAGAACGAGAAGUCAUCCGCAUCUGUAGAUUUGUAUAUUGGAGUGCGGCUUAUACUGGGAGAUUGGUAUUGUAUAAAAUGACAAUGAUGAAUGAUAGACGGACAAUGAUGAAUAGUAGAAGGAUAUAUAAUUUCGUAUAAUAAUCUUUUGAACGACA
Molecule: messenger RNA, 1183 nt
Organism: Botrytis cinerea B05.10
Lineage: Eukaryota; Fungi; Ascomycota; Leotiomycetes; Helotiales; Sclerotiniaceae
Exons: 3
Coding region: 40-885 (281 amino acids)
Molecular function (GO): fatty acyl-CoA hydrolase activity
Source: RefSeq, a predicted model, not a curated record